AUGAGAGAUUUCUCUGAUUACAUCUUAGAUCAGGGUCUUUUCGACCUUCCUCUUGCUGGGGGCACUUGUACUUGGUCGCUCAGGAUUGAUCCUCUCGUUUGGUAUAGGAUUGAUCGCUUUCUAGUCUCCCCAGAUUGGGAAGCCUGGUUCCCUAUGGUUUCUCAGAAGAGGCUUCCUCGCCUUUAUUCAGACCACUUUCUGAUUCUUCUCAAUUGCGUCAACAUCUCUAGGGGGAAAAGGCCUUUCAAAUUUGAGAAUAUGUGGCUUAAAGCGGAUGGCUUUGAAGCAGGAUUUGAAGAUAUGGAUGAAGAGGUGUUUGGUAGUGUAGAGAGGAACAAGAGGAAGUUGUUUGAUGAACUUCAGGCAUUUGAUUCUAUUGAAAGUAGUAGGGCUCUUGUUGAGGAGGAGAUUCUAAAGAAGACGGAGAUUGUCAACGAGAUAGAAUUUUAG
This is a messenger RNA of Alnus glutinosa, 450 nucleotides long. RefSeq lists its product as uncharacterized. The transcript is spliced from 2 exons. The record is from RefSeq and is a predicted model, not a curated record. The coding region runs from base 1 to 450 and encodes 149 amino acids. NCBI's taxonomy places the organism in Eukaryota, Viridiplantae, Streptophyta, Magnoliopsida, Fagales, Betulaceae.